CGCACCGGGCGAGCCGGAAGGAGAGUCCCGCAGCGGGCGUUCGCACGGACGGAAGUGUCUGAGCCUGGGGAGUCCGCGUUGGUCCCUGGCUUCACAAUUGUCCAAGGUUAGGCUAUGCCAGCUUUCGAAAGGGAGGGUUGUGGUUUGCAGAAGAUGUUUAGGUAAUAAUCUUCAGUAUUCAAGAUGUCUUCAGCACCUGAUCCUCCAACAGUUAAAAAAGAACCAUUAAAAGAGAGAAACGUUGAAAACCCAGGCCUCCGAGGGACUCACACAACCACCUUAUUUCGAGCUGUGAACCCUGAGCUCUUCAUUAAACCUAACAAACCUGUGAUGGCUUUUGGAUUGGUAGCCCUUUCACUUUGUGUGGCUUACAUUGGUUAUCUGCACGCAACGCAAGAGAACAAAAAGGACCUCUAUGAAGCCAUCGAUAGUGAAGGGCAUCGGUACAUGAGGAGAAAAACAUCCAAGUGGGACUAACUGCUGCCUCCUUCAGAUGGACUGUUGUUACAGGCUUCGACACCUUUAAAGGAAAGACUAUUAGUGCAUGGAAUUGUUUCUUGUUCCAUAAUAUGUUAACAAGGGAGAAUAUACAGUUGAAAGCAAGCCACUGUGGUGAGUUUAGUCUCUUAUAGCUGAAGGUAUUAAAUUCUGUAUAAUAAAAGUACCCAGUACUGUUACAUUUGCA
Messenger RNA from Apodemus sylvaticus (European woodmouse), 685 nucleotides. RefSeq names its product small integral membrane protein 8 (gene Smim8). The record is from RefSeq and is a predicted model, not a curated record. The coding region runs from base 184 to 477 and encodes 97 amino acids. The transcript is spliced from 3 exons. Lineage: Eukaryota; Metazoa; Chordata; Mammalia; Rodentia; Muridae.